Molecule: messenger RNA, 1077 nt
Organism: Fomitiporia mediterranea MF3/22
Lineage: Eukaryota; Fungi; Basidiomycota; Agaricomycetes; Hymenochaetales; Hymenochaetaceae
Product: proline iminopeptidase
Exons: 16
Coding region: 1-1002 (333 amino acids)
Biological process (GO): proteolysis
Cellular component (GO): cytoplasm
Molecular function (GO): aminopeptidase activity
Source: RefSeq, a predicted model, not a curated record
AUGUCGACCAUCGCAAGAUCUGCCCAGCCCGCGCCCGUGGAGCAACCCAAGCAGUCGAAUCUUUAUCCACCUAUUUCACCAUAUAAAGUCGAUUAUCUCAAAGUCUCCGACUUGCAUACCCUUUACUACGACCUGAGUGGAAAUAAAGACGGGACUCCCGUUGUAUUCUUGCAUGGUGGUCCUGGUGGAGGCUGUGACCAGCAGGACCGAUGCUUUUUCAAUCCGGAGAAAUAUAAGAUUAUCCUCUUCGAUCAACGUGGCUCGGGCAAGUCAACUCCAUCAGCCUCGCUUGAAGAGAACACAACCUGGGAUCUCGUAAAGGACAUUGAGAAACUCAGAGAACAUCUUAGUAUAGACAAGUGGCAUGUCUUUGGUGGUUCCUGGGGUUCAACAUUGUCAUUGGCAUAUGCACAGAGUCAUCCGGAUAGGGUCAAAUCUCUCGUCUUACGAGGAAUCUUCACUCUUCGUCGCAGCGAACUUAACUUCUUCUAUCAAGACGGUGCAUCGCAUUUAUUCCCUGAAGCAUGGGACGAAUACAUCGCGCCCAUCCCAGAGGCAGAAAGAAAAGAUAUGAUCCUUGCGUAUCACGCACAGCUCAACGCUGCUGACGAAGAAGUACGCCUUCGUGCUGCGAAGGCGUGGUCCAAAUGGGAGAUGUGGACAUCCAAGCUACACGUCGACCCCGAGUACAUCGCGCGUGCAACUGAGGACGACUGGGCAAAUGCUUUUGCAAGGAUUGAGAACCACUAUUUCGUCAAUGGCGGAUUCAUGCGCGACGGACAACUUCUGGAGAAACAAGAAAUCGACAAGAUCCGGCAUAUACCCACCAUCGUCGUCCAAGGCCGAUACGACGUCGUCUGUCCCAUCACAACGGCUCACGCUCUGAAGAAGGUCUUCCCCGAGAUCGAAUUACACGUCGUCCCCGAUGCCGGACAUUCCGCUCGCGAACCCGGGAUUGCGAAAUUACUCGUCGAGGCAGCAGACAAGUUUGCAGACUUGUAGUGAUCUACAGUGCUCUGGGGGGUUAUUUACAGCUGAUGAUAAGGCUGACGACGGUACAAUGCACGAUACCCCGAU